AUGUUCCUGCAGAUAGCCUGUGUUCCAGCCAGGCAGCCUGCGUUCCUACCAGCCAGCCUGUGUUCCUGCCAGCCAGCCUGUGUUCCUGGCACCCAGCCAGCGUUCCUGCCAGCCAGCCCACCAGCCAGGCAGUGUUCCUGCCAGCCACACUGCGUUCCUGCCAGCCAGCCUGUUUUCCUGCCAGCCAGCCUGUGUUCCUGCCAGCCAGCCAGCGUUACUGCCAGCCACACCGCCAGCCUGCCAGUGUUCCUGCCAUACAGCCCGCGUUCCCGUCAGCCAGUCUGCGUUACUCCCAGCCAUCCUGUGUUCCUGCUGGACAGCCUGCGCUCCUGCCAGCCGGCAUGCAUCCCUGCAAGCCAGCCUUUGUUCCUGCCAGCCACCCAGCGCUCCUGCCAGUCAGCCAGCGUACUUGCCAGCCAGAGAUCCUGCCAGCCAGCCAGCCAGCCAGCAAGUGUUCCUGGAAGCCGACCUAUGAUCCUACCAGCCACCCUGCGUUCCUGCCAGCCAGCCUGUGUUCCUGCCAGACAGACAGCGUUCCUGCCAGCUAGCGUUGCUGCCGGCCAGCCACCCAGCCAGCCAGUGUUCCUGCCAGCCGCCAACGUUCCUGCCAGACAGCCAGCAAGCAAGACAUUGUUCCUGCCAGCCAGCCUGCAUUCCUGCCAGCCAGCCAGCCCGCCAGCCAGCCAGUGUUCCUGUCAGCCAGCCUGUGUUACUGUCAGCCAGCCUGCGUUCCUGCCAGCCAGGCUGUGUUCCUGCCAGCCAGCCAGCAUUGCUGUCAGCCAGCGUUCCUGCCAGCCAGACAGCCAGCCAGUGUUCCUGCCAGCCAGCCUGUAUUCCCGACAGCCAGCCUGCGUUCCUCCCAGCCACCCUGUGUUCCUGCUACCCAGGAUGCGUUCCUGCCUGCCGGCCUGCAUUCCUGACAGCCAGCCUGUUUUCCUGCCAGGCAACCAGCGUUCCUGCCUGCCAGCGUUCCUGCCAGCCAGCCAGCGAGAGUUCCUGACAGCCAGCCUGCGUUCCUGGCAGCCAGCCUGCGUUCCUGCCAGCCAGCCUGUGUUCCAGCCAGCCAGCGUUGCUGCCAGUCAAGGGUCCUGCCAGCCAGCCAGCCAGCCAGCCAGUGUUCCUGCCAGCCAGCCUGUGUUCCAGCCAGGCAGCCUGCGUUCCUACCAGCCAGCCUGUGUUCCUGCCAGCCAGCCUGUGUUCCUGGCACCCAGCCAGCGUCCCUGCCAGCCAGCCCGCCAGCCAGGCAGUGUUCCUGCCAGCCACCCUGCGUUCCUGCUAGCCAGCCUGUUUCCUGCCAGCCAGCCUGUGUUCCUGCCAGCCAGCCAGCGUUACUGCCAGCCAGCCCGCCAGCCAGCCAGUGUUCCUGCCAGACAGCCCGCGUUCCUGUCAGCCAGUCUGCGUUACUCCCAGCCAACCUGUGUUCCUGCUGGCCAGCCUGCGCUCCUGCCAGCUGGCAUGCAUCCCUGCAAGCCAGCCUUUGUUCCUGCCAGCCACCCUGCGUUCCUGCCAGCCAGCCUGUGUUCCUGCCAGACAGACAGCGUUCCUGCCAGCUACCGUUGCUGCCGGCCAGCCACCCAGCCAACCAGUGUUCCUGCCAGCCAGCCUGUGUUCCAGCCAACCAGCCUGCGUUCCUACCAGCCAGCCUGCGUUCAUGCCAGCCUGCCUGUGUUCCUGCCAUCCAGCCAACGUUCCUGCCAGCCAGCCAGCAAGCAAGACAUUGUUCCUGCCAGCCAGCCUGCAUUCCUGCCAGCCAGCCUGCAUUCCUGCCAUCCAGCCUAUGUUCCUGCCAGCCAGCCUGCGUUCCUGCCAGGCAGCCUGAGUUCCUGCCAGCCGGCCUGCGUUCCUGCCACCCAGCCAUCGUUCCUGCCGGCCAGGCAGGCAGCCACUACUGUUCCUGCCAGCCAUCCAGCGUUCAUGUCAGUCAGCGUUACUGCCAGCCAUCCAGACAGCAUGUCAGUGUUCCUGCCUGCAUCCUGUGUUCCUACCAGCCAGCCUGCGUUCCUGCCAGCCAGCCUGUGUUCCUGCCAGACAGCCAGCCAGUGUUCCUACCAGCCAGCCUGCGUUCCUUCCAACCAGCCUGCAUACCCGCCAGGCAACCUGUGUUCCAGCCAGCCAGCCUGCAUUACUACCAGACAGCCUGCGUUCCGGCCAGCCAGCCUGUGUUCCUCCCAGCACCCUGGGUUCCUGCCAGCCUGCCAGCGCUCCUCCCAGCCAGCCAGCGAUGCUGACAGUCAACAUUCCUGCCACCCUGCCAGACAGCCAUGCAUUGUUCCUGGCAGCCAUCCUGCGUUCCUGUCUGCCAACCUGCGUUCAUGUCAGCCUGUCUGCGUUCCUACCACCCAGCCUGCAUUCCUGCAAGCCAGCCUGUACUCCUGCCAGCCACCAGAGAGCGUUCCUGCCAGCCAGGGUUCCAGCCAGCCACCCAGCCACCCAGCCAAUGUUCCUGCAGAUAGCCUGCGUUCCUGCCAGCCAGCGUGCGUUCCUGCCAGCCAGCCUGUGAUCGUGCCAGGCAGCCUGCGUUCCUGCCAGCCAGCCGGUGUUCCAGCCAGCCAGAGAGCAUUCCUGUCAGCCGGUGUACAUGCCAAUCAGCCAGCCAGUGUUCCUGCCAGCCAGCCUUCGUUCCUGCUAGCCAAACUGCAUUACUCCCAAUUAGCCUGUGUUCCUGCCAGCAAGCCAGCGCUCCUGCCAGCCAGCCAGCGUACUUGCCAGCCAGCGUUCCUGCCCGCCAGCCAGCCAGCCAGCCAGUGUUCCUGGAAUCCAGCCUGUGUUCCUACCAGCCAGGCUGCGUUCCUGCCAGCCAGCCUGGGUUUUUGCCAGCCAGCCAGCGUUCCCGCCAGUCAGUGUUCCUGCCUGGCUGCCAUCCAGCCAACCAGUGUUCCUGCCAGCCAGCCUGUGUUCCAGCCAGGCAGCCAUCGUUCCUACCAGCCAGCCUGCGUUCCUGCCAGCCUGCCUGUGUUCCUGACAGGUAGCCAGCGUUCCUACCAGACAACGUUCCUGCCAGCCAGCCAGCCAGCCAGUGUCCCUGCGAGCCAACCUGCGUUCCUGCCAGACAGCCUUCGUUCCUGCCAACCAGCCUGUGUUCCAGCGAGGCACCCAUCGUUCCUACCAGCCAGCUUGCGUUCCUGCCAGCCAGCCAGUGUUCCUGCCAGCCAGCCAGCCAGCCAGCCAGUGUUCUUGCUAGCCAACCUGUGUUCCAGCAUGGCAGCCUGCGUUCCUAUCAGCCAGCCUACGUUCCUGCCAGCCAGACUGUGUUCCUGCCAGCCAUCCAGCGUUCCUGCCAGCCAGCCCGCCGGAAAUCGAGUGUUCCUGCCAGCCAGCCUGCGUUCCUGCCAGCCAGCGUGCGUUCCUGCCAGCCAGCCUGUGUCUCUCUCAGCCAGCCUGCGUUCCUGCCAGCCAGCCGGUGUUCCAGGCAGGCAGCCAGCAUUCCUGCCAGCCGGCGUCCCUGCCAGUCAGCCAGCCAGUGUUCCUGCCAGCCAGCCCUCGUUCCAGCUAGCCAGUCUGCAUUACUCCCAAUCAGCCUGUGUUCCUGCCAGCCAGCCUGCGUUUCAGCCAGCCAGCCUGCAUUCCUGCCAGCCAGCCUGUGUUCCUGCCAGCCAGCCAGUGCUCCUGCCAGCCAGUCUGCGUUCCUGUGAGCCAGACUGUGUUCGUGCCUGCCAGCCAGCAUUCCUGCCAGCCAGCGUUCCUGCCAGCCAACGAGCCAGCCAGCCAGUGUUCCUGCCAGCCAGCCUGCGUUGCUGCCAGCCAGCCUGA
Molecule: messenger RNA, 3750 nt
Organism: Schistocerca nitens (vagrant locust)
Lineage: Eukaryota; Metazoa; Arthropoda; Insecta; Orthoptera; Acrididae
Product: mucin-1-like
Exons: 4
Coding region: 1-3750 (1249 amino acids)
Source: RefSeq, a predicted model, not a curated record